AAAUAGCGUGUGUAUAAGUUGUAAACAAGCUAGAAAACGGCCAAACUACUGAACAAUUAAAGAAUAAAAAUGCUUUUCAACGGUCUAGACAUUUACAUGAACUGGGUUUGGUGAAGUAAAGGAAGAAUUCAAGAUUUUUUCAGUAGUCACCUCUAGAGUUUUCACGUUUGAACUGGUCAAAUCUACGCUGUACAAAAAUCGUUGCAAUUAUUUCACGGAACUUUUAACUAAUAGGAGUGCUCUGAAGGGAAUAUUCCCUAAACAUGAAGGCCGCCAAGGUUCUCAAAGCCAGACCUUGGACAUUGGCAUCCCUAGCAUCAGCUCGACCCUACGCUGCUAUUUUCAAAACUAAAUCGUUUGACAUGCUCUCUACAGAUUUUCAACCAAGCAAGAUCGAAAUUUCUGAAGUUGAAGCCAGAAAGCUUCUAGGUAAAAUCAGGUUGGAUAAUAAAAACGUAAUAUCUAGAGAGGAGGCGAUGUCUCGUAUAGAAUACGAGGGUAUGGAGGGCCUGGGCAAAUUAAGUGUGGUUCGACUAGAAGAAUAUGGAACAUUUUUAGAACAAGAAAGGGGUCCAGGGCCCUUCUUAGACCAGCAGGGGGGUCCAGGGCCCUUCUCAGACCAGCAGGGGUGUCCAGGGAUGGGAAGCUUCACCUCCUCCCCAGCCCUAGUAGCAGAGGAUAAUCAGGACGAUGCUCUCUCCUUUCAGCCUGGAGCUCAUGAGGAGCUGGUGGAGAGAUGCAGGAAGGAAUUGAUGGAGCUUCCCACCCCCCUGGAGAGAAGGUUUAGGAACUAUUCACUUCAGAGCACUCAGAGCACUCAAGAAACGAUAACCCAAUCAACAGUUUUUAGAUGUAUAUCUGUUUCAGCUUUGGGUACAAAGAAUGACAAGUUCGUAUGCUGCCCAGCAGAGGCGUUAGUGUGGGAGACAAGAAGAUGGCGGUUGCUCCACGAGAUUCUGCGCUAUGAACCGGAUAUAAUCUGUCUGCAGGAGGUUGAUCACUUCAAUCUGCUAGAGCGGGCCCUUGGCUCGGUUGGAUACAGUGGAAGGUUUGUUCCUAAACCUGACUCUCCUUGUAUCUAUCUACCGGAGAACAAUGGACCCGACGGGUGCGCCAUCUUUUACAAAAAUUCUAAGUUUGACCUCGUAUCUGAGAGUAAACGUGUACUUGAAGUAUGGAGAGUGCAGAGUAACCAAGUAGUUCUCUGUCUAAACCUAAAGCAUCGAGAUACAGAGAAGGAACUAUUUGUUGCCACCACCCAUUUGAAGGCCAGGCAGGGUGCGCUUCUCUCCACUAUGAGGAAUGAACAGGGGAAAGAUAUGCUUGAUUGGUUGGCUGAAAGUGCUGCUGGAAAGCCCCUCCUUCUCUCCGGAGAUUUCAAUGCUGAUCCGUCUGAACCUGUUUAUCAAUCUGUUGUACAUCAUGCUUCCCUCAACCUUAGCUCCGCGUACAAAUCAGACAAUCUGGGAGUUGAUGAAUACACAACUUGGAAAAUCCGGGAAACCGGUGAACAGAAAUACGUUCUGGAUUACAUCUUCCACUCGGAGUUCCUCACCCCGGUCUCAGUCCUGGAGAUGCCUUCAGAGGAGGAGAUUGGGGCACACCGACUCCCUUCACUUCAGUUUCCAUCAGACCAUCUCUCAUUGGUGGCAGAUUUCCACCUGAUUUAACACAAUCUCUGGAGUAUUAGUGCGUACACCUCCCCCCCAAUUGAUUGUGCAGCUUUACACUGUACAGUAGAGUUGGGCGUGCAAUCAUCCAUUCCAAGUCGUACAGUAGAGGCUCAGUACUAAAGGAGAGUACAAGCUUAUUGUUUGAAGCCCCUGAAAAUCUAAUGAGCUGCAACAAAAUCUUUUUAAAUAAAGUGUACAAUGUACAUAAGUUGAGUAUGUACAAGUGUUUAAACCGUUGAUUUAUAUUGAAGCUUAAAGAACCGUUCAUAUCACGAUGCAAACUUCUAGAGUUCAAUAUUUAUUAUAUAUAUUUAUCCUAAUAAAAAUAUUUAUACCUUUU
This is a messenger RNA of Eurytemora carolleeae, 2013 nucleotides long. Its product is annotated as nocturnin. The record is from RefSeq and is a predicted model, not a curated record. Gene Ontology annotation, molecular function: 3'-5'-RNA exonuclease activity. Lineage: Eukaryota; Metazoa; Arthropoda; Copepoda; Calanoida; Temoridae. The coding region runs from base 264 to 1670 and encodes 468 amino acids. The transcript has 10 exons.